AUGCCGCCUCGCUCCAGAAGCGCUUCUCCACAAGGCCGAAGUGAGCUCCUUCGCUGGCUUAAUGGUCUUUGUAGUGUGGAGUACCCUGCGGUGACAUCCCUCCGUGACGGGGUGGCCUACGUUACCCUCGUCGAGGCCGCGCUCCGGCGCAUCGCUGCGAACGCCGCGGGCUGUAGCUUAUCGGAGGCUCCCACCCUCACCACCUACGCCCGUCGGGCUAAGGCCUUCCUCGCCAAGCUCGACCUCAGCCCCACACGCGCGGUAUGCGAGGGCGUCGAGGCCGCACGGGAUGGCCUCCGUGUGCAACGGGCCUGCGACCGGAACCUGCGACUGUUACAGCAGAUGCUUCGUGGCUGUGUCCCAACCAAGUAUCGGGUCGAGAUCGACGUGGAGCGCUUGGUCAAGGGGAGGCUUCAGGACCACGUCCGGCUCCUUCAGUGGCUUCAUCGGUUCAUGUUAAGCGUCCUCGCGGAGUACUCGAAGUCGGCGUUGAAGAAGAAGAUCCAUCAAGAGUCGGGGAAGGUGGAAGGGGUGAAGUUAAAUCGCGCAAUUAUUUUGUUGGAGGAGAAACGCCUAGAAAAGAAAACGGUGACUCCCCGGCGAGGGGGCAAGGUACUUUUCCAACCUUCUGAACCUCGCGCAGCCUCCUCUAGCGAUAACAUGGUUGUGAAAAAACAACCUUUUUAUGAGGAUCCUGCAAGAUUUUUGAGAACUGACGAGGAUAAAAUGAAUAAUUACGAGGUGAACGAGUUCUCUGCAUCUGAAAAUGAAGUACCGAAUGUGGCUAUCAAUAGUUUACAUCUCUUGCAGAAGGGUGAUGAGUCACCAAUGAGUCCAAGAGAAGUAGUGAGCUCCACCACUCCUCGAAAAUUCCAUCAUACCCCAAGGUCGCACGCAGAAAAUAAGAAACGAAAUGCUCUCUCUUCCUCACCUUUUUAUCAAACCGGUUCGGUAUUAAUACCGGAAGAUUUCAAGCUUUUUCUUAGUAAUCUUCGUCGGGAAGUGGAGGCUUUAGAGGGGGUGGUGAUUCGAGCACAUGAUAAUUACUUCUCCAACCUUACUCGUCGUGGGCCUUCAACACAACCGUUGGAGGAAAGACAGGAAGAGCCCGAAAUGUCGCGCGAAAAUAUUCCUUCUUUGCAUGAAUUAGGUGAGCUUUUAGAGGAGAGAGAUUCCUUAACACAGCAGUUUGCAGCAGUCGAUGCGGUAGUGCAGAAGUUUCGUAAAAAAGGAGCCUCUACCCCUUUAUUGACGGAUCUUUGCUCGAUUCUUCACCCAUCAACUAUGGAAUCUGAGGUGUGCUAA
Messenger RNA from Phytomonas sp. Hart1, 1305 nucleotides. The record is from the annotation of a GenBank genome assembly. NCBI's taxonomy places the organism in Eukaryota, Euglenozoa, Kinetoplastea, Trypanosomatida, Trypanosomatidae.